Rodentolepis nana is the source of this 396-nucleotide messenger RNA. Lineage: Eukaryota; Metazoa; Platyhelminthes; Cestoda; Cyclophyllidea; Hymenolepididae. The record is from the annotation of a GenBank genome assembly.
AUGAAAGAUGGAUGGAGGAAGCGUGAGCCCUUGGUGCUACUACAGCAAAAGAGGCCACUCCGCGAAUGGGAAUUGAACACGGGUCUUCCACUUGACAGGCGGAGAUACUCACCACUAUACUAUCGCGGAGAACACUCCACUGUCUUACCUCACUGGUCAUCUACCACAUACCCCAUACCACCUGCCAACUACCACCCUCCACCCUCCACAUUCCAAUUAAUACUAUCACUUAGCACAUUACCCUCCAGCUUCCCAUUCCUUCCAUGUAGGCGGCGAAAGGAAUUACUUCCUUCGACACGGGGACCUUCCGCGUGUGAGGCGGAUAUGAAGGCCACUACACCCCGAACCUCCCCCUCCCUAGAAAGUGAAGCUAGAGGGCCCUUUGUGCUUGGUUAA